AUGGAGGGGGGCUCGUCGAGCACAGGAGGAGGCGGUGGGGGCGGGCAGCAGCAGCAGAAGGGACGGCCAGUCAUGUUGCUGUUCCCAGGGGGCCGGUCGGCGCGCAUCCCCUUCCCACGCGACCCCGACGACCUGGGGCAGCGAAUACUCAAGUUCGCCCACGGCGCCAUAGACCCCCUCCUCUUGAAGGCGUAUGAGAAGGACGCCGACGGGUUCUACCCCCAGGUGGACCUCCAGGACUUCUUCGACAUCUUCCCUGAUGGCGGAGUGACGCUCUACAUCACCAACGGGGAGGACUUUGACGAGGAGCUGUUUCGCAAGCCCGGCAGCGCACCACAGCCGAGUGGUGGCGAUCAGCAGCAGACCAGCGGCCAACCAGCGGCCUCGUCGCUUGGGUCUCCGUCCCCGUCGGGCAGCGGAGCGAUGGCCGCAGUGGCAGUCGCCGGGGAGGCGCGGCCGGGCGGCGGCGGGGGCCUGGUGGUGGACGAGCAGCAGCUGACCAAGCUCGUGGACCAGCUCGCACGCAACCUGAACCGCGGACGCGACGACUUCUGGCUCUCCUCGUUCGGCUCCACGGAUUGCGUGCCGUGGGCUGUGUUCGUGAAGGGGUUCUGCGCCCACUUCCAGCCCAUGUACCAGCGGUUGGCCAAACCCGAGAACGUGCAGGAGGAGAUCAAAAUACUCCUUGAGGCCGAGGGCGUGGUCACCCUGCAAACGUGGCAGCGGUUCACGCUUUGGUCCCACCCCAUCGAGAAGGUGGUCCAGAUCAUGGAGGACCUGCGCGAUCGCGGCCUCAUCUACCACAAGGGCUUCGUGGGGUUCCGGCGGCAGGAGGAGGAGGGCCGGCUCGUGGAGGACCUCAUGGCGCGCGACCACUCGUCCCACGGUGUCCUCCUGCGGCUGAGCGAGACCUACGCCCACCAACACGGCAUCUGGCUGACCAUCGUGCAGCGGAGGGAGAGACGAGCGCACCCGGAGAGGAUGAACUACCUGCUCGAGAACUGCCCCCUCAUCUACUACAAGCUCUUCUCGGGAUUCACCAUACCCACGUACACGGGCAACCAGGUCUUCGACUCAGUCGACAAGCUGGUCAACUACGUAAUCGUGGAGCGGGCGAGCACCAUGAAGGAGUACGUCACGAAGGAGCUGCGGGAGGCUCUGCGCAGUUCGACCCGCAUAAUGCCCCUGCGCCACUACUACUACUGCCUCAAACGCAAGGAGUCGGAGAUGCGGGAGGGAAGCAGCGCCAACCACCACGCCGCCAAGAGCGGAGGGGGCUCCAUUCUACUCAAAUUGAAGGCCAUCGCAGAGGCAUUCGUGAACACACCACCCGACGCUCUACACUCGCGAGAGAUUGUGAGGCAAAUUCAGAAGCUCCACCUCAACGCGGCCAAGACAGCCACGUCUCUCGAAAGAGAGCUCAUGAUCAAGCUCCUCUUCAUCAUUUCCACAUGCUCUCGUCUCGAGGAAUACAAGGAAUGUCUGGAGGAGGACGACGUGACCGAGGCCAACGACGACAGCCUCAACAUGAGCUCCGAGUCCGAGUCCGAGUUCCUGUCCGGCACGUCGUCGCCGGCCGUCAAGCGGUUGAAGCUCUACGGCCUGCAGGUGCAGCAGCCCACCUCCCAGGAGGACGAAUCGCUCUUCGUCUCCCUCUCCAUCCAGAUCUGGGGCACCGUGCACAACGCCACCUACCUGCGCACCAAGGUCGUGGAGUGGCUGCUCGACCAGGCCCCGUCCACGAAACUGGGCGAAGAGGAGGUGCUGAUCGAGGAGCUGAUGGCGGGUACGGACAUCCGGCAGUACUGCGACACCAUCGACCAGCGGCCCACCUCUGGCGACGUACUCAUCCUCGCCGCCAUCGCCGACGUAUUCAAGCGGCCGGUGAUGAUGAUCACGUCGCUCGAGGGGGACAGGCACGUGGUGCAGAUCACGCCUCGCGAUCCCAUCACGCCGCGGCCGGUGCUCAUCGCUCACGUCUGGCCCCACCACUACCAGCCCCUCGCUCCCUCCCCGCACGAGCUCGAGGAGAUAGAACCCAUCGGGCGGGGAGCUCAGGCGUCGGUCAUCCGCGGUCGAUACAAAGGACUCCCGGUGGCCAUCAAGCGGGUGGUGCUCACCGACAAUGCCGACCUCACCGAACACGCCUUUGAACGCGAACUCACCCUGCUGCAAAAGCUGCACUGUCCGGCGCUGAUCCAGUUCCUGGGGGCGUGCCUGGAGUCGCCGCCGCGGCUAGUGUUCGAGUUCAUGUCGGGCGGGUCCCUGCACGACCUCCUCCACCACAACCUCGCCUUCCGCGAGGCCAUCGCCGCCGACCCCAAGCUGCUCGUCCACCUCGCCCUCAACAUCGCAACCGGCAUGCAGUUCCUCCACGCCAGCAAGAUCACCCACUGCGAUCUGACACCGAACAACAUCCUGUUGGACGAACACCGCAAGGCCAAGGUGGCCGACUUUGGGCUGGCCCGGCUGCUUCAGGCCCCCGGCCACUUCGACCAAACCGGUCACUUUGCGUACGUGGCACCAGAGAUCUGGGAGGCCAAGACCGCCGCCCACUUCAGCUACGCCAGCGACGUGUUUAGCUUCGGGAUGGUGCUGUGGGAGAUGUGGGCGCGUCGGGUGCCCUACGAGAAGCAGUACGCAGAGAACGUGGGGCGGGGCGCCGAGGUGCCCCGCGCCUACAUCGCCGACGUGGGCACGGGCUGGCGACCCGCCCUCCCCAGCAACGUCCCACCCGCCUGGCUCGAGCUCAUCCACCUCUGCUGGCACCAGGACCCGAGCCGGAGACCCACGUUCGCCGAGCUGGCGAGCGAGGAGGGGCCGCUGCGUCGCAUCGAACGCGUGCUGGGCGGCACCGUGCCGUUCCCGGCCAACAUCAGCCCUGCGCCGGCGGCUGGUGGCGGUGGCGAUGGUGCCUUCCCGUACACCACCUCGCCGUCGGGCACCUGCACUGGUGAGGAUGCCAAUGCCGAAGCGGAGGCGGAGGAGGCCAUCAAGCAGCUCAACCUGCGGGACGUGUACUAA
Acanthamoeba castellanii str. Neff is the source of this 3024-nucleotide messenger RNA. Its product is annotated as protein kinase. The transcript has 28 exons. The coding region runs from base 1 to 3024 and encodes 1007 amino acids. Gene Ontology annotation, biological process: protein phosphorylation. Lineage: Eukaryota; Discosea; Longamoebia; Acanthamoebidae. Gene Ontology annotation, molecular function: ATP binding; protein kinase activity. The record is from RefSeq and is a predicted model, not a curated record.